AUGGCAUACCCAGUUAUCGUUUCCCGAGCAGUUGACCCCAUAUUGGGUGUAUUCACCGGCUGCCUUGCCUAUUAUCUGUACGAAACGAAUCCUCGCAAUACUCUACCUUCAGACAGACGACUUGCACCAUUAGUCCAAUGGAAGUGGGCCACCUGGCAAGCCAAAAGGUUGGAGAAGCUGCACAAUGAAUGA
Messenger RNA from Serpula lacrymans var. lacrymans S7.9, 192 nucleotides. RefSeq lists its product as uncharacterized. Gene Ontology annotation, biological process: protein secretion. NCBI's taxonomy places the organism in Eukaryota, Fungi, Basidiomycota, Agaricomycetes, Boletales, Serpulaceae. The coding region runs from base 1 to 192 and encodes 63 amino acids. The transcript is spliced from 2 exons. The record is from RefSeq and is a predicted model, not a curated record.